This is a messenger RNA of Pochonia chlamydosporia 170, 180 nucleotides long. RefSeq lists its product as hypothetical. The transcript has a single exon. The record is from RefSeq and is a predicted model, not a curated record. The coding region runs from base 1 to 180 and encodes 59 amino acids. NCBI's taxonomy places the organism in Eukaryota, Fungi, Ascomycota, Sordariomycetes, Hypocreales, Clavicipitaceae.
AUGUUUUUUUUGGAAGACUGUGAGGUGCAAAAGAACCCAUGCAUAGCCUGGCGUUGGUUUGCUUGUCAGAUGGCGGGCUGUUGGUAUUUUCUUGUUAAAGAUGGUUUUUGGGGCUGGUGGCAUUGCUUAGGUGGCUUUUGUGUUCACUUUUUGUGGAGGAUGUGUGGUAGAUUUGUGUAG